Messenger RNA from Xiphophorus hellerii (green swordtail), 791 nucleotides. RefSeq names its product kinetochore localized astrin (SPAG5) binding protein (gene knstrn). Gene Ontology annotation, biological process: spindle organization; mitotic sister chromatid segregation; regulation of attachment of spindle microtubules to kinetochore. Gene Ontology annotation, cellular component: centriolar satellite; kinetochore; microtubule plus-end. Lineage: Eukaryota; Metazoa; Chordata; Actinopteri; Cyprinodontiformes; Poeciliidae. The transcript is spliced from 9 exons. The record is from RefSeq and is a predicted model, not a curated record. The coding region runs from base 129 to 728 and encodes 199 amino acids.
UCGGAAAUGAUCACAGAGGGCGGGACAUAUUUGAAAUUUGUGGCUGUUAUUGAAAGCCUUUUUCUGAGUCUCCUAACGGGUGCCUUUAUUAUUAUCACUGGAAUUAACGUCACUGUGAGGAAAACUCAAUGUCUUCAAAAAUUCCAAGAGGUACAAAUUUACCAACAGAGGCAAAAACUGUUCAGAAAACAGACACAAAUCUUAAAAAUUCAAGGGAAAAUGUCCUAAGGAAAAAUGUUCACAAAGGUGUUUCAACCAGAUAUGGGCAACAGGUGGAGCUGAAGGAGCAAAAUCAGAACCUGGUGGCUGCAAAUGGGGAGCUACAGAAAAAUCUGUCAGAGAAGCAGCAAAGAGUUGAAGAGUUGGAGCUGCAACUCGAUGAGCUUCAGAAGGAGAAUGUAGAGUUUCAGAAAAACCUGCAGGACUGUCACACGCUCCUAGUUUCUGCCAAGAUAGACCCAGUUUUAGGGGAAAGGGUUGGAGAUGCAGUGAGACAGAAAGAAGACGAAAGGAAAGAAGUUAUGAGUGUUUCCACCGAUCUGCUGAGGGAAUUAAAGGCUUUUGGAGACAUUGCAUUACAACAGCGUACUCAGCUACAGGAAAUCCAAGCAACAAUGGAGGACAUCACUAAAGCGCGAGAAGUUAUGAAGCAAGAAAGAGAAAAUUUCUCUCAGGAGGCUGCUGAAAUGGAGGGAGCUCUAAAAGAGGCAGAAGCACUCUUAGUGUAACAAAGAAAUAUAUAUCUGUGAGAUUUUAUGUUGAAAUAAAGGAUUAAUGUUUUUCUACAGUAA